CCAGUAUGCUUUUUUUCUCGUGGGGAAUAUUGGGAGGUGCAGGCAAACACUGACUCUCACAUAUGCUACUGGUAUUUGUUGAUAGACUGUCCAGCCGUGAGCUUUAGAUCCCAGUGCCCUCAAGCCAGAGUCACGGUGGCGCCGACUCACCAUUUCUGCUGUCUGCGCUCCCACGGGUCACUCCAAAUUCAAGAGAAGGGAAGUAUGGCCGCUUGUAACUUUAGCGGAUUGAGAAGCAUUUCCCACCGUAUAUUUAUUAUAGGUCUGCCGGUGCUACUGCUAGUUCAACUACUGGUAAGUUUAACGGUGCGUCUCGUUAUAAGCAUAGAGAAGAGGGGAGGCUCAGCGUCGUCUGAGGUCAUGAAAAAUGAGGGAGAUUUGGAAAGCAGCGUGUUUGGUCUCUGGACCGACGAGGGAGACUCAAGACUGACGGGAUACCACGACGAAAACGAGCUUGAAGGACUCCAGGUAAACUCGGAUUCACUAGUGAUGCAGACUGCGGCUAGAGAGCUGGUAUUGCAGCCGUGGGCAUCAGAACAUCCCUCGUUUUUUGCAGAGUUGCAGCGUCUCACCCAGUUCAUCACCACAACAGAGGUGAAAUGCUCUGUGGUGCAGGAUUCAGAUGGAAAUCAAUCAACACACUCUCCUGGUCACUUAGAUGUUUUGUGCAUCAACCACUGGAAGGGAAAAUGGGGCUGUGUGGCCUACUCAUUCAGUCUGGAUGGAAAGGAUGCUGCAUUUUUAGACACAAUGUUGUAUGCAGGGUGUGAGGUUCAUCGGUUUGACCCCAGCGGUCGAGGGAUUCGAGAGCCUGCAUCUAUUAAGAAUCAUCGGGCUUGGUUAGACUGGAGAAAUCCACUCCGUCAUGCAGGCCUCGUUGGUAAUGUACCACACAGGCUGCUUGACAUUAUGGACUCCCUGGGCCACACCAUGGUGGAUGUUCUGCGUAUGGAUUUGGAGAGCGCUGAAUGGCGCAUAUUAGAAAGCUGGAUUAAGGAUGGAACUCUCAGAAGGAUCAAUCAGCUCAUUCUGACCAUUCAUAUGCAGUGGGCGGGGUUUGAGGUGGGUGGUGUCGAAGAAGAGGUGGUGCGAUUCUGGUACAGUGUACUGAAAGCCCUCCGCAUCUCAGGACUCCAACUCGUGCAUUCGGCACAUGGCCCGGGACACAUAGUGCUGAGACACAAACUGGCGGACUCUCACAGCUCAUACACACUCAGCUGGAUAAGGACAAGUGAGCAGCCCAGAUAGCCAAAUGCAAAAUCACUGCAAAAGACACUUAGAUGCAGAAGCAAAACUCUAAUUCUAUGGAAAAGAUGACAGACGUGUCUAAGAGUACUUUUAACUAAAACAGCAUCAUUUAAUGAGACUGACGUGCUGAAUACAUACAAAAAUGCAUAAAACUUUUAAGAGGUAAAGUUGCAUGUUAGUAUUAUUUUGUUUCUCUGCACAGGCAGUCAUGCCGUCUAAUGGUUUGACAGGGUAUUGCAAUGAUUCAACUCUGCAUUUAUGCGCACAAUUUAAUCUACAGUAUACUGUGAUAAUCCUUUAAAACGUUAAAUUAACGUCAUUUUUAAUAAAACAGGGCUACGUGCAAUAUUUUACAAAUGCACUGUUUUAUAUGAAAUAAACUGUAAACAAUAAAAUGUUUAUUAGAA
Molecule: messenger RNA, 1655 nt
Organism: Carassius gibelio (silver crucian carp)
Lineage: Eukaryota; Metazoa; Chordata; Actinopteri; Cypriniformes; Cyprinidae
Product: probable methyltransferase-like protein 24
Exons: 5
Coding region: 205-1248 (347 amino acids)
Source: RefSeq, a predicted model, not a curated record